GUGGCCCCAGAUGGCUUCGAUGUCUCCAUGAUGCAGCACGAGGGCUCCAAGAAAGAGAACUUCCUGAGCAUCUACGACCAGUGCGAGUACGCGUACACCUUCCACGUGGCCGGGAAGCACUACUCUGCCAACCUCAAGUACAAGCUAGCGUGCAACCAGACUGUGUUCAUGAUCGGGCGCAAAGCGUACCUGAAGGAGGAAUUCUGGUAUUCAA
Molecule: messenger RNA, 214 nt
Organism: Prorocentrum cordatum
Lineage: Eukaryota; Dinophyceae; Prorocentrales; Prorocentraceae
Source: the annotation of a GenBank genome assembly